GUCGGAAGAGAAAUCAAAGUCACUCAGGAGGGCGAUCGGGGUCCUCUUCCCAGGAGGAUGACAAUUCCUCCGAUCGCUCUCGCAACUCGAGUGAAGACAGUAGGGGAAGGUCUCACGACAACUCCAGAAGCAGGUCGCGCUCUUCGUUGUCGGAUGAAAGCAGCGACAGGAGUGAAGAGGUCGCACCACGUCCCACCUCCCGGUCGUUCCGCAAGAAAACGAGCCAGAAGCAGCUCGUGA
Molecule: messenger RNA, 240 nt
Organism: Amoebophrya sp. A120
Lineage: Eukaryota; Dinophyceae; Syndiniales; Amoebophryaceae
Source: the annotation of a GenBank genome assembly